Linum trigynum is the source of this 1142-nucleotide messenger RNA. NCBI's taxonomy places the organism in Eukaryota, Viridiplantae, Streptophyta, Magnoliopsida, Malpighiales, Linaceae. The record is from the annotation of a GenBank genome assembly.
AAAUAUUUCAGAUCCGAAUCAAAUCACUCAUUAUCUCAUACAUUUUCCCUUUCUUCUCCUUCAUUUAACGUUUUUUUUUCCUCUUUUUUUUUGGUGUUCAUUUCCUCUGUAUAUGUCUCUGACAACUUCCUCUGUUCCAUCAUCCCAACUUUCUGAAAGGUCCUCUGUGGAAACAUAGCACCAAUGCUCGACUACACCUGCCGCCCGCCUCGUCCCACCGGUCUCCUCGUCUUCUCCGGAGGAAUUUAUCAUCGGUUUCGCCGCCGCCGCCAGUACCGUCACCAAUUUCACCUGCCGCCAUUCCUAGCGGACGAACCUGCAACCUCUGCUCGUGGCCAUUGUCGGGCUACUGUUGUGGUUCAUGCCAGAAUGGGUAGGAGCCAUUUGAUUAGGAAUGGAGGUGAAGCGUCUGAUAUGAGGGAGAAAAUGGAGGAGGAGAAGAAGAAGAAGAAGGAGGAGGAGUUUCCUGAUGAGCUGCUUCCCUGGGGAUGGAGCUUGCCUGAGGACUGGACUUAUUAAUAAGAGACUUCAAUGUAAUGGAGAAGAAGAAAAAAAAAUUAAAACUUGUUCUUGAAUAAUGAAUGAUGUAACAAUUGAUGUGCCUCCAAUAGGGGAGAAAUUGAGGAUGAAGUUAAAAUAAAAUGAAAUAAAUAAUAAAUUCUAAUUUGUUGGAGACCAACAAAACAUUUUCUGGCAUUGAUGAAUUCGUCGUUCACUUUCCUUCCGGUAUGAUAGCUGGCGGUGUUGUGAGGGGAGACAAUGGCCCGUUUUAUCGGAGCUUUUGCCAGGGGAGGGGGGGGGGGGGGGGGGAGGUUUCAUUAUCUGUGCAUAGUUAAGUUAAGAUCGUAUGGGGAACUCGGGAUCAGGGAAGUUCUUUCUCCUGACAAAUUCUUACCAUAUACCCAAACAACUUAUUGAAACAAACCACACCAUCAAUCACAUCUCUCAUUAUACGACAAUGGUUGGAAUCCCACGCCGUAUGACUGCUUUCGUGGGGAGGUUCGUUUUAACAGCCACACCCAUAGAGAGGCCAAUGUUGUGUCAAUUAUUUAGCUUCAUUGUAACCAUUAAUAAUCAUUUGACGAACACAUAUUUCUUUGUUAUUCCCUUGUAAUUCGAGCAAAUUAAAGUUCAAAUCUUUA